Molecule: messenger RNA, 330 nt
Organism: Symbiodinium natans
Lineage: Eukaryota; Dinophyceae; Suessiales; Symbiodiniaceae
Source: the annotation of a GenBank genome assembly
AUGUUCUGGCAUAUUUUUAAAGGGAAGUUCCAUAGGACACCACCCGCGCGCGGCAAGAGAGCAAAGACUUCGAACCUCGCUCAAGCCAACAUGCUGAUGAUGCUGAACCAAACGAUCCAGGCGAUGCUGAGGGAAGGUUGCCCCAGGCUCUUAGUGGAUGACACCGAUUUUGUCACAUCGGUGAGAUGGUGUGAUGGAUUGCCCGACCUAUUCCGGCCACUAGCUUCGCUUUGCCCCGAAACGUGUGGAUGCAAAGCAAGCUUUUCGGCCUCUUGCCCCCCGCGUUGCCAGCUUGAGCUGCAUAAUUCAAGCAAUGCCUCGUCUUCGUAG